Molecule: messenger RNA, 1926 nt
Organism: Camelina sativa (false flax)
Lineage: Eukaryota; Viridiplantae; Streptophyta; Magnoliopsida; Brassicales; Brassicaceae
Source: RefSeq, a predicted model, not a curated record
AUGGAAGCUUCACCAACUCUUCUUCUUCUUCUUCUUCUUCUUCUAGUAAUUGUGCUUUAUUUGAUUGUCUCAACUGGAAAAUAUUAUUGGCGCAACACUAGUGUACCGAAAACGUAUCCGGUAAUCGGAUGCAUAAUUUCAUUCUAUAGCAACCGAAACCGGUUACUGGAUUGGUACACGGAGCUCUUAAACGAAUCCCUAAGUGGGACAGUAGUCAUUCGCCGCUUAGCUGCCAGGAGAACCGUGGUGACGGCGAACCCCUCCAACGUCGAGUAUAUCCUCAAAACAAACUUCGACAACUAUCCCAAAGGCAAACCCUUUACGGAUAUUCUCGGCGAUUUUCUCGGCAACGGCAUUUUCAACGUCGACGGAAACCUCUGGUUGAGGCAGCGGAGACUUGCUACUCACGAUUUCACCCCAAAGUCUCUGAGAUAUUACGUCACCGUUUUGAGGAACGAGGUCGACCACGAGCUCUUACCGUUUCUAGACGCUGCUGCUGCGGGAGGCUCAAAACAACAACAAGUACCCUUUGAUCUCCACGAGCUUCUCCGUAGAUUCUUUUUCAAUGUUGUUUGCAUCGUUUUCCUCGGGAUCGAUGAUGAUCGAUGCUGCUUAGACCCGUCCUCGCCGGUUUCUGACUUCGACCGAGCGUUCCAGACAGCUUCUGCCGUUAGCGCUGGACGCGGUUCCGCACCGCUCUCUUUCGUUUGGAAGUUGAAGAGACUGGUCGGGUUCGGAUCUGAGAAGGAGCUCAGAACCGCUGUCCGAGAAGUUCAUCGCUGCGUCGAUGACAUCAUUCGAGAGAAGAAGAAGAAGAGGAAGACCACCACCAACCACGAUGAAUACGAUUUUCUCUCGCGGUUGAUCGCCGCCGGAGAAAGCGACGAGACUGUCAGAGAUAUGGUCAUCAGUAUUGUGAUGGCGGGGAGGGACACCACAUCUGCGGUCACCACGCGGCUGUUCUGGUUCAUCACCACCGGUCCUUGCAUGAAGGAAACCGAGCACGAUCUGGUUAAUGAAAUCCGAUCGGUUAAGGGGGGUUUGGGUUUCGAUUACGAAACACUCAAGAAACUGAGUUUGUUGAAAGCUUGUUUGUGUGAAGUGAUGCGGUUGUAUCCUCCGGUGCCGUGGGACUCCAAACACGCUUUAUCCGAUGACAGGCUACCAGACGGUACGGAGGUGCGUGCCGGAGACCGGGUAACGUAUUUUCCAUAUGGUAUGGGGAGAAUGGAGGAGCUUUGGGGUGAAGAUUGGGAUGACUUCAAACCAAACCGGUGGCUCGUUGAUAAUAAAACCUGCAGACUUGUUUUGAAGAAGGUGAAUCCGUUUAUGUUUCCGGUUUUUCAAGCCGGCCCAAGGGUUUGUCUCGGGGAAGAGAUGGCAUACGUGCAGAUGAAAUAUGUUGUCGCUUCCAUACUUGACCGGUUUGUGAUUGAACCGAUCCCUGCUGAUAAACCGAAACUGAGUUUGUUGAAAGCGUGUUUGUGUGAAGUGAUGCGGUUGUAUCCUCCGGUGCCGUGGGACUCCAAACACGCUUUAUCCGAUGACAGGCUACCAGACGGUACGGAGGUGCGUGCCGGAGACCGGGUAACGUAUUUUCCAUAUGGUAUGGGGAGAAUGGAGGAGCUUUGGGGUGAAGAUUGGGAUGACUUCAAACCAAACCGGUGGCUCGUUGAUAAUAAAACCUGCAGACUUGUUUUGAAGAAGGUGAAUCCGUUUAUGUUUCCGGUUUUUCAAGCCGGCCCAAGGGUUUGUCUCGGGGAAGAGAUGGCAUACGUGCAGAUGAAAUAUGUUGUCGCUUCCAUACUUGACCGGUUUGUGAUUGAACCGAUCCCUGCUGAUAAACCGGUUUUUGUGCCAAUGCUCACGGCUCACAUGGCUGGUGGGAUGCAAGUCCGCGUUCGUCGGAGGGAUCCUUCUCGUUGA